AUGACUUCGUUAACUUUAGAAACAAUUCCGCCAGCAGUUCCACUAAAUGAACGUUUUUCCUCGCUUCGUCGUUGGUACCAACGAACCGAAAAAACGUCCGAAGCAGCCGAAGCACGUCUGUUAUCAAGGCUCGCAUUUUUUUCCCUCGACGGCCAGAAAACGACCGGUAGUCCAGAAAAUUCAAAAACAAUUGCCAGAGUAGGAUUAGUUGAUCUCGAUGGCGAUGGAAAGAGGAAAAUAAACACUCUUUCUAUUGAUCAGAUGGGUAAUGAUUUCAUAAUAGGAAGAGAUGGACUACAAACAUCGUCGCUUUCAGAACCAAUGGUCGAUGCUCAACUGGGCUUUACCGCCGAGCCACAAACACAGGUGCCUGGAUGGAAGAUAUAUGCAAUCGACUGGUUAGGUAUGGGCAGAUCAUCCAGGCCAAGAUUCACGAUAAAUGCCAAAACAGUUGACGAGGCAGUCGACGAAGCUGAGGAUUUCUUUGUUGAUUCGUUAGAGAAGUGGCGCGAGAUUCACAAAAUUAAAAAGAUGACGUUACUGGGUCAUUCACUUGGCGGAUAUCUGGCAGCUGUGUACGCAUUAAAGUAUCCCGAACGAGUAGAGCGUUUGAUUCUCGUAUCUCCGAUUGGAAUACCAGAGAAUCCAUGUCCCCCCGGCGAAGCACGGUCUCCAAGUGGUCACAGGCUUCCCAAUUGGAUUGUUCGUUUGUGGAACGCCAACAUCACACCGCAGUUGAUGAUGCGUUUGUCCGGCCCGUUCGGUCCGUCACUUGUAGAAUGGUAUACCUCCAAACGGUUUAACCAUUUGGAAGAACGGGAUCAGAUUGAUUUGUACGACUAUUUGUUUCAGAUAUCGAGCGCAUCAGGAAGCGGGGAGUACGCCCUGAAUAGGAUACUGUCACCUGGAGCACAUGCUAGGAAGCCGUUAAUUAGGAGAUUGAAACAUUUGAAAAUGCCGACCACUUUUAUAUAUGGUCUUCAUGAUUGGAUAGACUAUCGCGCAGGAGAAGAAGCAAGGAAGACCAUGAGCGUUCCUACAAAGUUAAAACGUAUAAGUAAUGCUGGACAUCACUUGUAUCUAGAUAACCCUCCCGAGUAUGAUUAUGCCAUUGUAGAAGAAAUGCUUGAACAACAACGUGUAGACUCGCAGAUAUCCUUGUGA
Molecule: messenger RNA, 1164 nt
Organism: Paraglomus occultum
Lineage: Eukaryota; Fungi; Glomeromycota; Glomeromycetes; Paraglomerales; Paraglomeraceae
Source: the annotation of a GenBank genome assembly